Molecule: messenger RNA, 1543 nt
Organism: Nomascus leucogenys (northern white-cheeked gibbon)
Lineage: Eukaryota; Metazoa; Chordata; Mammalia; Primates; Hylobatidae
Product: adrenodoxin, mitochondrial-like
Exons: 2
Coding region: 788-1291 (167 amino acids)
Biological process (GO): P450-containing electron transport chain; positive regulation of oxidoreductase activity
Cellular component (GO): mitochondrion
Molecular function (GO): 2 iron, 2 sulfur cluster binding
Source: RefSeq, a predicted model, not a curated record
AUCACGCCUGGCCGUGAUUUGAUUUUUAAUGAUGCUACUAUUGACUUAUAAUGUUGCCUAUAUCACUUACUUAGAACAUAGAUGGGCAUGGUCAGAGGUUGGGUGGGGUUUUUGUGGUUUGGUUAUUAGGUUUGGUUUUGACUCAUAGCCAAAGGUACACGUAACAGCUAACUGGCUAACUGAGAAAUGAAAACCAGUAGCUGCAGAGACCCAGUUAACUUUGGAAACUCAUUCUCAGCGGCAACCUAUAAAUACCUAGAAAAACCACUCAAAUUUUGUGUCCCACUAUAGGUGGUUAAUAGGAUCAUCUUCAUAUUUGAAGGACGGUACAUUACUGAGCUACAAUGAAUAGGUCAUUUGGUUUCCUGCCACAUAAAACUAAUUAUUUGACCAAAAUUGUGUGUGUAUAGCACUGCAUAUAUCAAUUACUCUUACAAAAAAAUACAGAAGAACAUGGAAAGGGAGAAGUUGAUAUAAUGCCUAUACUUCAUUGAGUGAUAAGAAUGAAUUACCACACUUAAAUAUCCAGAGAGGAUCAGUAAGUAACCUGUUUAUGCCAAGCUCUCUCAGUUCCCCCACAAAACUAUCACAUUUAUGAACUCACAUCCCACUCAAGCCAGAAAAUCCCAGAUGUAACAAAAAAACUUCACUGCUUAUGACACAUGUACAUGUUUAUGCCAAGUAUUCUACAAAUAGUAUAGGCUAGGUAUAUAGCAACGCAAAUGAGAAAUGUCACAAGGUUAAAACUCUCUUUAAAUAAUUCCUUUUGAGUUCCCGACCGCGGGCGAUGGCUGCCGCUGGGGGCGCCCGGCUGCUGUGCGCCGCUUCUGCGGUCCUCGGUGACCUGGCCGGCCGGUGGCUGCACCACGCCAUGUCCCGCACUGGAGCCAGCGGCCUGCUGAGGAGCCGGGGGCUGGGCGGGAGCGCGGAGGUGAGCCGGCCGCUGAGCGUGUCGGCAGGGGCGCGGAGCAGCUCAGAAGAUAAAAUAACAGUCCACUUUAUAAACCGUGAUGGUGAAACAUUAACAACCAAAGUUGAAGUUGGUGAUUCUCUGCUAGACAUUGUGGUUGAAGGGCGCAAAAAUAAUCUAGAUAUUGAUGGCUUUGGUGCAUGUGAGGGAACCCUGGCUUGUUCAACCUGUCACCUCAUCUUUGAAGAUCACAUAUAUGAGAAGUUAGAUGCAAUCACUGAUGAGGAGAAUGACAUGCUUGAUCUGGCAUAUGGACUAACAGAUCACGGGUUGGGCUGCCAAAUCUGCUUGACAAAAUCUAUGGACGAUAUGACUGUUUGAGUGCCUGAAACAGUGGCUGAUGCCAGACAAUCCAUUGAUGUGGGCAAGACCUCCUGAACUACAACAAAUAGGAAUAUUUUCAUGGAAUUUUACCUAUUUUUAUAAUUAUUAUUUCUUAAAGUGAUUAAAUGAGAACAUGGAUGAGUGGACUUCAUAUUAUGACUAGCUUUACUAUUUUAAUUCACCUUGUAUAACUACUGAAUUUUGUCAUUCUUGAAAGUAUGUAAUUUUUAUUUUGGUUAUAUUACAGAA